CAAACAAGGAAACCGCCAUUUGAUCAAAGAGUUGGAUCAGGACUUUCCCAAGGCCACGCGUGCAGUAAGUAACCGGAGCAGAUCUUCAAGCACGUGAUUGAGUUUUCAAAAGGAUCUCAGCCCAGUCAAGCAACCUAGACAGGUGCCCAGCCUCCAUGCCACCUCUCCUGCUGGUCGCCCUCUUUCUUCUCUCCUCCUGCUCCUCAGCAGGAGGAAGCAGCCCCCUCAGUGAAGGCCUGUGGUUGCUGAAGACCGAGUUUGCCCUUCACCUCUAUCGGAGUGCAGCAGCAGAGAGGAACAGGACAAACUUUGUCAUCUCCCCCGCCAGUGUGUCCCUCUCCCUGGAGAUCCUGCAGUUUGGAGCCCGGGGAAACACUGGCUGGCAGCUGGCAAGUGCUCUGGGGUAUACCGUGCAAGACCCGAGAGUGAGAGCAUUCCUGCACGCUGUUUAUACCACACUGCACAACUCCAGUCAAGGCACCGGGAUGGAGCUGGCCUGCACCCUUUUCAUGCAAACCGGAACAUCUCUAUCUCCCUGCUUUGUGGAGCAGGUCUCCUGGUGGGCCAACAGCAGUCUGGAGCCAGCCAACUUUAGUGAGCCCAACAGCACCACCCCGGAGGUCUCUAAGGGCACACCCAGACAGAGCCCAGGUGAGGGCCCAGGUAGCCCAGUGUGGGGACGGGCUGGUGCCCUGUCUACUCAGCUCUCCAUCGUGAGCACCAUGACCUUCCAAAGUACUUGGCAGAGGAGAUUCUCUUCCCUGGCCUCGCAGCCCCUGCCUUUCACCUGCGCCCAUGGCCUCAUCCUUCAAGUCCCAGCGAUGCACCAAGUGGCAGAGGUCAGCUAUGGUCAGUUCCAGGAUGCUGCAGGCCAUGAAGUACAUGUUCUAGAGCUGUUAUACCUGGGAAGGGUGGCCAGUUUGUUCCUGGUGCUCCCGAAAGACAAGGACACCCCUCUGAACCUCAUUGAACCGCACCUCACAGCCAGAGUCAUCCAUCUCUGGGCCACCAGGCUGAAGAGAACCAGGAUGGAUGUGUUCCUCCCCAGGUUUCGGAUCCAAAAUCAGUUUGACUUAAAAAGCAUUUUAAGAACAUGGGGUAUCACUGAUCUUUUUGACCCACUCAAAGCUAACUUAAAAGGAAUUUCAGGACAAGAUGACUUUUAUGUUUCUGAAGCAACCCACAAGGCCAAGAUGGAGCUUUCAGAGGAGGGCACCAAGUCAUCGGCAGCCACAGCCGUGCUGCUUCUGAGGAGGUCCCGGACUCCUGCUUUUAAAGCAGAUCGGCCCUUCAUCUUUCUUCUAAGAGAACAUAGCACAGGGUUUGUCUUCAGUAUUGGGAGAGUUUCAAAUCCCCUUGACUAAAAUAGCACAUCUCAAGAAUGUUCUAUGUAUGCUUUCCUUCAUAAAUAUUUACAAUUUAUUUUAAGGGUAUGUGAUUUCCAAAUAUUAUUAA
Onychomys torridus (southern grasshopper mouse) is the source of this 1455-nucleotide messenger RNA. It is a transcript of the gene Serpine3, whose product is annotated as serpin family E member 3. Lineage: Eukaryota; Metazoa; Chordata; Mammalia; Rodentia; Cricetidae. The record is from RefSeq and is a predicted model, not a curated record. Gene Ontology annotation, molecular function: serine-type endopeptidase inhibitor activity. The transcript is spliced from 10 exons. Gene Ontology annotation, biological process: negative regulation of endopeptidase activity. Bases 156 to 1364 code for a protein of 402 amino acids.